UGAGGCCGACAUGGCUUGGUAUUUGUUGUUUUCGUUUUUGUUCGAUUAUUACGCGAGGUUUAAAAUUUUCGGUAUAGCAGCAGCUAUGGAAAAUAUUAGGCAGAACCUCGUAAAGAAACUUCUUCCGGAAAUUAAAUCGAUGCGAGUGGAAGAAGUUGUUCAAGUAUCGUCCUUUUCGUUUCUUCAUAUUUCGAUUCGGAUACAAAAUACAUUCGUGACAGGUUUCGGAGCUUUUUUGUCUGUCCGGCUGAUUAAAUUUGACUCGGUUUUCUGGCAUGAACCUGGUGCACAAGGAUCUAAGUUUCAAUUUGCGGCACCAAAAUUGGUAAUUGUUAGGGACCAGUUUGAACCCGAUAGGUCAAAAAUCAGUGAGUAUCAUGCACCGCAUACCAUUUAUUUAGACCCAUAUCUAAAGUCAGUGAUCGCGGAAAUGUGAUAAAUAUGUAAAAAAUAAUGGAAA
Molecule: messenger RNA, 460 nt
Organism: Uranotaenia lowii
Lineage: Eukaryota; Metazoa; Arthropoda; Insecta; Diptera; Culicidae
Exons: 3
Coding region: 11-436 (141 amino acids)
Source: RefSeq, a predicted model, not a curated record